This is a messenger RNA of Saccostrea echinata, 911 nucleotides long. RefSeq names its product solute carrier family 66 member 3-like. The record is from RefSeq and is a predicted model, not a curated record. The coding region runs from base 27 to 653 and encodes 208 amino acids. Lineage: Eukaryota; Metazoa; Mollusca; Bivalvia; Ostreida; Ostreidae. The transcript has 6 exons.
AUCAAGUGAAAGUUGACAGACGAAAUAUGGAUAUAGUGACUUUUUGUCAUUUUUUAAGCUACAGUGUUAUUUUGAGCAGUCUUAUUGUUAAAGUACCACAAAUUAUAUCAGUUCUGAAUGCAAAAAACACAAAGGGACUUAGUUUGAGUAGUGUUUUGUUGGAAGAAGUCGGGUAUUCUAUUAUGCUGACAUACAGUUUUGCUAUGGGAUAUCCACUGGCUUCCUAUUUUGAAUACACAGUACUUGUUCUCCAAGACUUUAUUUUAAUUGUUGCCGUACUUCACUUUGAUGGUAUCCUGAAAAUGAAAACCAUACCAGUGUUUCUUUUGUAUUUCUUAGUGUACACAGGGAUAGCAUUUAGAUGGUUUCCAGAUAUUAUUCUAACUGCAGUAAUUAGUUUGGUUACUCCCCUCUCCUUUACCAGUAAACUUGCUCAAAUCAAGUUACUGUAUACAAGUAAGAACCCAGGACAGGUUAGCUUGAUGACCUGGUGUAUAGUAACAUAUGGAGCCACUGCCCGUAUACUAACAUCGUUUUUCUUGACGGGGGACUUCGGCGUCAUCCUGAAUUUCACUGUAGCUGCUUCCAUGAACAUGACCAUUUCAUGCAUGAUCUUUUAUUACAGACAGCUCGCAAAAGACAAGAAAGAAUAAACUUUUAACCCAUUAUACUUUUUUGUGAAUGCCAUAUACUUUAUAUAUCCAUACUUUUGGCGACUCCCCCGCGUUAACCGUUGUUCCUGUAUACCGUAAAAUUGUAACUUGUUACAUGUAACUUGAUUACUACAAAUUUCUUUGUAUUUGUGUAUAUUUAUAUUUUCUACAUUUUUGUACAUUUAUAUAUACGCAAAGAAAGCAUUCUAUUGUUUAUUGCAAUAGCUUUUUAUCAUAAGAAAUAAAUAUUUACCGACA